AACCCCCAGAAAAAACCACCCACCCACACUAUUACAAAAAUAAAAUUGUUUUUUAAAAAUCAAUUCCCAAAAAGAGAAAGACUGGCGGUGUGAAGCACGGCAAGCUCGCUAGGAAGACAAAGCGAGAGAGAUUUUGAUUUAGGGUUUCGGAUCGCAAAGAUGAAGCGCAAAGACCUUGAUGAUGACAUAGACGACGCCUUCUACUUUCCUUCCUCUAAAUCCAGGAGACUGGAUGCUGACUUAUUUGCAACUGUAAAUGAAGACCCAAGAAGUGCCGCUCAGGUGUUUGAAGAAAGGCCAUCUGAAGGCACCAUUUUGAUGCAAACAGAUGAUUUGCCGAAGGACCCAUUGCCUUCAGGUGAUGAGAAAGCAAUUGUGCUCUAUAACCCCGCGAACAUGCCGCCGCUUCUCAAAUCCCCCGACUCGCGGGAUUUCUCUCUGAUUGUGAAUUCAGAUUUGAUUCCGGGUUUAAGGGAUCAUAUCUAUUCAUGGGGAAAUUCAAAGUCGCUGAAACCGGCAGAGGAUCGUGUGGCUGAAGAGGAAAACAAAGAAGUUUCAAAUGGCUGUUUGGCAGUUGUUCCCUGGGUUGCAUCUAAGUUCCCUCUAGCAUCAAGAGAACAGGCAGCGAGUCAGUCAGAGGAGCCCAUGGAAGCUGAGGAAGUUGAAAUGAUGGACACAGAUAACAACGGUUACAAUGCCGGGGAAGCUCCCGGGUUUGGCAGAAUGAUGGAAGGAUCGGGUGGGUUACAACACUGGCAGCAAAAGCAGCUACAUUGGUUGGAGCCAAAGCUCGUCCAAAAUAAUUAUACUCCUGUCACGUAAUAACUAGUUCAACCUCCCAGUUCUUAGCAGACUCACUGUAGUUUUAUUUUAUUAAACUGAACUUGAUGAAAUUUUCCACUUCGGGGAGUUUUCCACACUCUAAAUUGUUUUAGGUUCUUUGGAAAUCCCCUUUUAGAACUCUCAAAUAAACCACGGAUUGUUUGUACUUCAAUUCUAUGAAUGUUCACAAAUGAUUGUUUGUACUUCAA
Prunus persica (peach) is the source of this 1031-nucleotide messenger RNA. RefSeq lists its product as uncharacterized. Lineage: Eukaryota; Viridiplantae; Streptophyta; Magnoliopsida; Rosales; Rosaceae. The record is from RefSeq and is a predicted model, not a curated record. Bases 160 to 822 code for a protein of 220 amino acids. The transcript has 3 exons.